CGUCUGCCAGGUUAUAAAAUGGGGGGUUGGCCCCUGGGCACCCACAGACCCACUAGUCCUCCAGCAGGAAGUACUGGAGUCCAAAGCAGCGGGAACCAUGUCUCAGGCUGCCAAGGCUGCGACCACCUCAGCCGUGAACCCGGCCCCCGAUGCCAAGGCAAAGGGAGCCCCUUCCAUUGGACUGGCACCGGCCGCCGGACCCACCCCAGCCCCGGCCCCCGCCCCUGUCCCGGCGCCUGCUUCUGUGCCCAGACCUAGCGCCAAAGUGGGCGACCUGCCUCCUGGAAGCUACAGGCUGGUGGUCUUCGAGCAGGAAAACUUCCAGGGCCGUCGGGUGGAGUUCUCAGGGGAGUGCCUGAACCUGGGGGACCGCGGCUUUGACCGAGUGCGCAGUCUCAUCGUCACCUCUGGACCCUGGGUGGCCUUUGAGCAAUCCAACUUCCGAGGGGAGAUGUUUGUCCUGGAGAAGGGCGAGUACCCACGCUGGGACACCUGGUCCAGCAGCUACCGCAGUGACAGACUCAUGUCCUUCCGGCCCGUCAGGAUGGAUUCCCAGGAACAUAAGAUCUGCCUGUUCGAAGGGGCCAACUUCAAGGGCAACACCAUGGAGAUCCAGGAGGAUGACGUGCCAAGCCUCUGGGUGUACGGUUUCUGUGACCGCGUGGGCAGCGUGAGCGUCUCCAGCGGAACCUGGGUCGGCUACCAGUAUCCUGGCUACCGUGGCUACCAGUACCUGCUGGAGCCCGGAGACUUCCGGCACUGGAACGAGUGGGGUGCCUUCCAGCCGCAGAUGCAGGCCAUCCGCCGCCUGAGGGACCGGCAGUGGCACCGUGAAGGCUGCUUCCCUGUGCUGGCCGCUGAGCCCCCCAAGUGAGCUCCCCCAAGUGAUCCACGUUGUGCCCACUCGCUGCCCCCAGCCCUCCAGGCUCCGAGUCCCAUCUUCCCCUGCAAAUAAAAC
Molecule: messenger RNA, 958 nt
Organism: Jaculus jaculus (lesser Egyptian jerboa)
Lineage: Eukaryota; Metazoa; Chordata; Mammalia; Rodentia; Dipodidae
Gene: Crybb1
Product: crystallin beta B1
Exons: 6
Coding region: 98-874 (258 amino acids)
Biological process (GO): visual perception; lens development in camera-type eye
Molecular function (GO): structural constituent of eye lens
Source: RefSeq, a predicted model, not a curated record